Molecule: messenger RNA, 2131 nt
Organism: Glycine soja
Lineage: Eukaryota; Viridiplantae; Streptophyta; Magnoliopsida; Fabales; Fabaceae
Product: berberine bridge enzyme-like 21
Exons: 2
Coding region: 279-2000 (573 amino acids)
Molecular function (GO): oxidoreductase activity; FAD binding
Source: RefSeq, a predicted model, not a curated record
CAAUAGUAAUUUUUUCAUCUUGAUGCACCAUAUUGGGUCUAUCAACAAUUAGAUACAGGAUUGAUUUCUCAUUUCUUAUGGCUAAUUAAAUGGUUGGUACUUGGUACAGUAUCUCCAUAUAAUUAAUGCCGGCUAAGCAUGCGCAAACGGCAAAGCUCAAAGAAGAAUCUUCAUCACUCACUAGUGUCCCUCAAGAAAAGUAUGGUAAUAACAUCUCGUCAAAUUUUAUGAAGUAAUGCCAAAAAACAUUGUCUAUCAUUUAAUAAUACCUUGGGCUAAUGCGUCCCAACCUUUGUGUCUCUUUCGACAUAACCGAACUUAGCCCGCACUAUUUCAUUUCAUCUAUAAUUCAGAAAUGGAUCAUGCAUGCACUGUGCACCACCCAAAUGGAAAAACCAAGUCCAUUGGCCACUAUUAUGCUCCCCAUUGUUAUUGUGCUUUUGCUUUCACCCCAUGCAUCAUAUGCUGCCCAAGCAACAGAAUCAGUAUAUGAAACUUUUGUUGACUGUCUAAGAAACUACAUUAACUCCCCCAACAUCUCUAACAUAGUCUUUGCCCAAACCAACUCUUCCUAUUCUUCCAUUCUCCGUGCAUACAUUCGUAAUGCCCGGUUCAACACCACCUCUUCACCAAAACCUUUAAUCAUAGUCGCACCAGUGCAAGAAUCUCAUGUCCAGACUGCCGUAAUCUGUGCAGAAAGCAUUGAUAUGCAAAUUAAAACAAGAAGUGGUGGCCAUGACUUUGAAGGCCUCUCAUACAUCUCUGAUGAGCCCUUCAUCAUGCUUGACAUGUUCAACCUCCGCAACAUCACAGUGGAUGCGCAAAACAAGGUUGCUGUGGUCCAAGCCGGUGCCACACUUGGCGAACUUUAUUAUAGGAUUUGGGAGAAGAGUGAUGUUCUUGGCUUUCCUGCAGGGGUGUGCCACACUGUUGGUGUUGGUGGUCAUUUCAGUGGAGGAGGGUAUGGUAACAUGAUGAGAAAAUAUGGGUUAUCCAUUGAUCACAUCAGUGAUGCUCAAAUUGUUGACGUCAAAGGUAGGAUUCUAAACAAGGAGUCAAUGGGGGAAGACCUUUUUUGGGCUAUUAGAGGAGGUGGAGGAGCAAGUUUUGGUGUCAUAUUAUCAUACACAAUUAAGUUGGUUCCUGUGCCUGAAGUUGUUACUGUUUUUCAGGUUGAGAAGACUUUGGAGCAAAAUGCCACUGAUCUUGUUGUGCAAUGGCAACAAGUUGCACCGUACACGGAUGAAAGGCUUUUCAUGAGACUGCAGUUACACCCCAUGAUUUCGAACGUCGGAGAGAGGCACAAAACUGUUAGAGCCGCGGUUAUGACUAUGUUUCUGGGAGGAGCAGAAGAGCUUGUGUCACUUUUGGACAAAAAGUUUCCAACUUUGGGUCUAAAGAAGGAGAAUUGCAUUGAAAUGAGUUGGAUUGAGUCUGUGGUUUGGUGGGAUAGUUUUCCAAAUGGUGCCCACCCAGAAGCUCUACUUGGCAGAAAUCUCAACUCAGCAAAGUUCCUCAAAAGGAAAUCUGAUUAUGUGAAGGAUCCAAUUUCCAAAGACGGGUUAGAAUGGAUAUGGAAAAGGAUGAUUGAGUUGGGACAAACAGGUAUGGCUUUCAAUCCAUAUGGCGGAAGAAUGAAUGAGAUUUCAGCAAAUGCUACAGCAUUUCCUCACCGAGCAGGAAAUCUGUUCAAAAUUGAGUAUUCUGCCAAUUGGGAGGAACCUGGAGGUUCUGCAGAGAAGAACUUUACAACACAAAUUAGAAGGUUACAUAGCUACAUGACACCAUUUGUGUCCAAAAAUCCAAGGAGGGCUUUUCUGAAUUAUAGGGACCUUGACAUUGGUAUUAAUCACCAUGAUAACAAUAGCUACCAAGAAGGGGAGGUUUAUGGUUUUAAGUACUUCGAUGACAACUUCUAUAGACUGGCGAAGAUUAAAACUGAGGUUGAUCCCGGAAACUAUUUCAGAAAUGAACAGAGUAUCCCAACGCUAAAAUUGUGAUACAGGGAACCCAGACGGUGGAACGGAUCGGGUUGAUAAAUUUAAUGGACAUGUUAGUAACGUAUGCUUCCAAUGUGCACUUGAUUGGAAUAAAUAAUAUAUCCACUCAUCUUGUAAAGUUUUUUUUUUAU